AUGUGUGAAGUUUUCCAUACAAUGGAGGAAAGUGAAAUUGGACUUCACAUACAGAGCUCUGGGACACCUGAAAGCUCGACGACGCACAUACGCGAAGAUCACGCCCGUCGACGCACUAUUCGCACGCGGUGGAUACAUCCCCACCAACUCGUCGAUCCCGACGAUAUGGUCAUGUCAACGGCUCACAUACUGCAUCACGGUCGAGACGGCUCGCAGCAGUGUGCUCGGAAGUCCAAAGUGACCGGGCGCCGCCCAGUUUCGAACAUGUCCGCCGUGAGCAGACGCGAUUUGAACUGUAUCACUCUGACAGGUCUUCUCACGACACUCACGACACUUCCUGUCAACGCCUUCGAGGAUGGAAAGCAGGUCGGCGCAUAUUUACCCCCUUCUGAAGACGUGUCAGGAUAUUUCAUGUUUGAGGCUGGAAAAACUCGCACGCCAGCUUUAAGGGCGGGAGCGAUAGAACCUUACAAAAUAUCGUUGCCCAGAAACUGGGAGGAGAUUCCUGUGAGUAAUGCGAAAAGUGGCAACUACUGUCAGCCUAGAUGUGAUGAGGCGACCACUGAGGUGCAGUUCGCAAGCUCGAACGCAGGAACGCUUCAAGUCAUAAUCAUUCCAACAAACAAGUUACUCAUCACCGAAAAAUCGCCAACAAUCGAAAAAGUUGGUUCACUGGCCAGCGUUUUGAACGCUGUUUCACCAGCUAUUACGGGCAGUGUUGCGGUUGAACAAGAAGAAAUUAUUUCUUCGCAGCAAUACACCAUCGAAGGUCGUGGAUACUAUCAGUAUGAGCUUGAGACUCCUUUUGCUGCGUACGGUUUACACAACACUGCAUGUGUCACCACCAGUCAGAACUACGUGGUCAUUGCAUCUGUAGCAGCUGAUGAGAAACAGUGGGCUACAUCAGCCAAGGAAGUACGAAAGGUUGUUGAUUCUUUUCGAGUGCUCAGUGCCAAUUAG
Ostreococcus tauri is the source of this 960-nucleotide messenger RNA. Its product is annotated as Mog1/PsbP, alpha/beta/alpha sandwich. The transcript has 12 exons. The record is from RefSeq and is a predicted model, not a curated record. NCBI's taxonomy places the organism in Eukaryota, Viridiplantae, Chlorophyta, Mamiellophyceae, Mamiellales, Bathycoccaceae. Bases 1 to 960 code for a protein of 319 amino acids.